Conger conger (European conger) is the source of this 7540-nucleotide messenger RNA. It is a transcript of the gene efr3a, whose product is annotated as EFR3 homolog A (S. cerevisiae). Gene Ontology annotation, cellular component: plasma membrane. The transcript has 24 exons. Gene Ontology annotation, biological process: protein localization to plasma membrane. The coding region runs from base 409 to 2862 and encodes 817 amino acids. The record is from RefSeq and is a predicted model, not a curated record. NCBI's taxonomy places the organism in Eukaryota, Metazoa, Chordata, Actinopteri, Anguilliformes, Congridae.
CGGAAGAGGGCACCCUUUCUGUCCCGACACAUACCGUGAUCCUAUUAAGUUUCAUUUUACCCCCGCUUAAAGCAAUUGUUGCCGCUGUAGAGCGAAAAAAUGAGGUUAUGUUGCGGACUCCGGACAUAGGCAGAAGUGGGUGGAAAGGAAAGGGAACCUGCUUUACGUUUCAAGAGAAACUCCUACUUCCGCGUUAACUCUGCUCCGCAACAAGGUAAAGCGGACUUUUUACAGGAAGCGGUUGUCUAAAGGGGUUAAUCCACACCGUUCACAGUGCCCUUCCCGGACUCACGUCAAUGCCAAACUAUGAAGUAAAGGAGAUUCGACAGUUGUGAAUUUGGAAAUAAUAACACAGAUCUUGAAAGAAACUGCACCAUCAGAGGACCUUGCAGUCACAUUUUCAGAAGAAUGCCUGCUGGUGUAUGCGGCUGCUGUGGCCCCCUGAGGCCCCGCUACAAGCGCCUGGUCGACAACAUCUUCCCCGAGGACCCCAAAGAUGGCCUGGUCAAAUCGGACAUGGAGAAGCUGACGUUUUACGCGGUGUCCGCACCUGAGAAGCUGGAUCGGAUCGGGGCCUACCUGGCAGACAGGUUGAGCAGAGAUGUCGUCAGGCAUCGCUAUGGGUACGUUGUCAUCGCCAUGGAGGCCCUGGACCAGCUCCUGAUGGCGUGCCACUCCCAGAGCAUCAAGCCCUUCGUGGAGAGCUUCCUGCACAUGGUGGCUAAGCUGCUGGAGUCGCGGGAGCCAGACCUGCAGGUCCUGGGCACAAACUCGUUUGUCAAGUUUGCCAACAUCGAGGAAGACACCCCUUCCUACCACCGCCGGUACGACUUCUUCGUGUCACAGUUCAGCGCCAUGUGCCACUCGACCCACGAAGACCCUGCCACUCAAAACCGGAUCCGGGUGGCAGGAAUCAAGGGCCUGCAGGGCGUGGUGAGGAAGACGGUGAACGACGAGCUGCAGGCCAUCAUCUGGGAGCCUCAGCACAUGGACAAGCUCAUCCCCUCCAUGCUGUACAACAUGCAGGAGGCCGAGGACUUCGACAGGACAGGACACCCCAGCACGCCCUCAGGUCAUGAGCGUGAGGAGAAUCCGGCGGCGCUGGCAGAGAGCUGCUUCAGGGAGCUGCUGGGCAGAGCCGCCUACGGCAACAUGAACAACGCCGUCCGUCCUGUGCUGGUGCAUCUCGACAGCCACCGCCUGUGGGACCCCAAUGAGUUUGCCGUUUCCUGUUUCCGGAUAAUCAUGUAUUCCAUACAGGCCCAGCACUCCCAUCAUGUGAUCCAGCAAGUCCUGAACCAUCUGGACACCCACAGCAAGGACACACCACGUGUGAGGGCCGGCAUUGUGCAAGUUCUACUGGAGACCGUCGCCAUAGCGGCCAAAGGUUCCGUUGGCCCCACCGUACUGGAAGUGUUUAACACUCUGCUGAAACACCUGAGGCUGAGCGUGGACUUUGAGCUGGGCGAGGGCUCCCGCCGGAACUCCAGCACCAGCGUCACCUCGCGGUCCAAGGAGAACGACGAGAGGAUCGUCCAGAACGCCAUCAUUCAGACCAUCGGGUUCUUUGGCGGGAAUCUUCCAGACUACCAGCGUGCUGAGGUGAUGAUGUUCAUCAUGGGCAAAGUGCCCGUCUAUGGAACGCCCUGCCAUACCUUGGACACAGUGAAAAUUGGGAAUCUGGGAACCAAGCGCAUCCAGGCCAUGCUGCUGAGCUCUCUCAUUAUGGUGACAUCUGGCUUCAAGUCCAAGACCAUGUCUGCGGCCCUGCCCGCGCCCUUCCUGGACCCCCUGUUCUCCAUCUCCCUGAUGGAGGACAGCGAGCUGAGACAGCUAGUGCUGGAGAUUCUGCACAACAUCGUCGAUCGUCACGACAACCGCGCCAAGCUGCGCGGAAUCAGAAUCAUCCCCAACGUGGCUGCUUUGAAGAUUAAGCGGGAGAAGAUCUCCAAACAGGACGUGGGUUUCAUGAAAAAGCAUGGCCAGCAGCUGUACAGGCACAUCUACUUGGGGUGCAAGGAGGAGGACAACGGCCAUAAGAACUUUGAGCUGCUCUUCACUGCUUUGGCCCUCAUCACCAUUGAACUGGCCAACGAGGAGGUGGUCGUGGACCUCAUCCGGCUGUCCAUCGCUCUACAGGACAUGGCCUUGGCCAAUGAAGAGAACAUGGCUAUGUUCAUCCGCUGCAGCAUCAUGGCCUUGGUGGCAGCCUACCUGAACUUCCUCAGCCAAAUGAUCGCAAACCCGCCCUUCUCCCAGCACGUCAGCAAGGUCCUAGAGAUGCGCAACCUGGAGGCACCUUAUCUUCUGCCCGAGCACGUCUUCAGGGAGAAAUGCUCGCUGCCCAGCACACUGGAGAGCGAGGACCACAGCCUGUACUUCCUGCCCAGUGAGAUUGCUGAGUCAUUAGCGGGCCCCGGCUACAACGUGGACAGGCUGUCCGUGCCGUAUGUACCGCAAGUGACAGAUGAAGACCGGCUCUCCAGAAGGAAGAGCCUCGUCGACACAAUUUCCCUCCAGGUGGAUAUCCUGUCCAACAACCAACCAGACAAGUCACAGCUGGCUGAGGAGAUAACCUUUGAGACCCUGAAGAAAGCCAUUGACACCACAGGCAUGGAAGAACAGGAGAAGGAGAAGAGACGGCAGGUGAUUGAGAAGUUCCAGAAGGCUCCGUUCGAGGAGAUAGCUGCUCACUGCGAAUCCAAGGCAAAUAUGUUACACAAUCGAUUAGCACAGAUCUUCGAGCUCACGAUCCGACCUCCCCCCAGCCCUUCAGGCGCUGUGACCAUCACGUCUGGCCACGCCCAAUACCAGUCUGUGCCCGUCUACGAGAUGAAGUUUCCGGACCUGUGCGUCUAUUAGCACCAGGCCAGUGGUGUAGUGGCUUCAAUUGGCCUCUGUGGUUCUUAUCCUAAUGGUAAACAAAUAUGCUGAAUAAGGAAAUACCUUUUAUUUACUUUUCUUUUCCAGAACUUGAAGUGGCUAGAUUAACCAAGCUGAAAAAGCUAGUGUAAUUAGCAAUUCAUUGGUACAAGCGCUGUUUUAGAAGUGCUUACACGUUCGGUUCACAUCACAUUGGUACUUUUGGACUUUUGGACUGCAUUUUGGCAGAGGGUUUAGCUUCAUAUUCGGGUACUCCACUUGGGUGCCUAGGUUAGACUUGGCUUACCAACGUAAAUGGAAAAUGCACUAGGAUAUGUUUAUUAUGAGGCAAAUCCUGCUGACUGCCUAAUAACUGUGAUAAAUUUGUGAAAGGGUAUAAACGUCAUAUAUGAAUAUAUGUUAAGAUAUGCAUUAUGAUCCUCAAAUCUAGGGUGUCAUUUUUAGCAUAUGUCAAUAUUGACUGCGUACAGUAAGUCUUAAUAGAGGUGAUACAGGUUAACCGUCACACUCACUCAACUUAAACUUGCUGAAUGAAUCUUGUCCAUGCACUCACCCAAAUUGCAUACACUUUCAAAAUAAAAAAAUGGUUUUCAGUGGUUUUGAAAAUAUAGCAGCCCUAACUGUACCACUAUAGCAUAUAUUUGCCACUUUUAUCAUGGUCAUUUUUUGUACAGAUUGCAGAUAGAUUUCACAUUUUACAUAACAUAUUCUUUAAUACAUGCAUUAGGUGAGGAUAUUGGCAGAGUCUAUAUUGCCUUCAGGUGUGAGAGUGAGUGAAUGGUGUGUGUGCCCAGUAAUGGUAAACCUGUCCAGGGUGUAUUUCUGCCUCACACCCAAUGCACAUGCUGACAUAGGAUUCAGCCCUACAACCCCAGAACUAAGCAGGUUACUGUAGAUGAUGGAUAGAUACAUUUACAUGAAUGUGGAAAGUAUAUAUUUUGAAUGUGUCCAGUACCUACAUUUGCAAAAAAAUUAAAUAAAUUUAAAGGUACAAUAGGUAAUUUCGGAUUUCUAACGGUCAAGAGAGGAAUUGCAGCAACAAACCCGCUCAAACCAAAACACUGUUUAUCCCACCCCUUCUCUGUGAACGCACUGACGUUGAAAUGCCAUUGGCUGUGGCAAUUAGAACCAAUUUUCGACCAAUGAGCUUGAAUUAUUGUUUUGGCACAGAGUGCCGGCCCGUCAACUGCAUAUUUUGAAACUCGAAUUUAAGGACUAUAAACACAGGCAGAGGGUGAGUCAAUCUUACCUAUUGUACCUUUAAAGUUUCUUCUGCCAUGUUUAUUUUGCAAUGAUUGCACAAUGUGCUGACAAUUAUUGAAAAGUAUUAUUGUAAAAUGUGUUAGAUUAUAUGAAUAAGAUCAUUUAUGGGAGUGGUAAUACUGUUGUAGAUUUUAGCAAAUGAGAUAAAAACGAACUUUAACAUAUCUUAACAUAUAUUUACAUAUAUUUCUUUUCCAUGAGGAACAUAUGAUGGACAUUGGGCCAUGUGAUGGGCGGUAGGCAAUAGAAUAUGAAAAUCUUUGUUUUCAGAUUACUAUUAUGUCAUCAAUUAGAGGAAUAGCUGUGUAAAAUCAUGUCAAUCAAAAGGACAGCAGUAAUUUUUCAUCACAAUCCAAUUUAGAAACCGGUGCAUUUGAUUUCUGCACUUUUUAGAGAUUUCUCAGAAUGCACAUGGGUUUUCAGUCUUAAUAAAUCGUAUAAAUAUUCAGUCACAUGAGCAACAAUAAGAGCCGUAGUCCUCUUAAAUGGCAGUUUAUUAAGCAAAGACAAGGGUUGAUCAAGUCCAGGUAAUCUGCAAAUGAAAUCACUAAGGACUCUGGGUCAGCCUGCGCUCAAAUUGUGUAUUCCUUAUGGAUAUAGGCUUUCAGGCAAACAAGUCAACAUAGAAAAUGAUAAACAUCGGUAUACAAUGGCACACUAAAAAGCCACUAACAGGCCACAGUAUUCUAUGAUAUCUUUCAAUGCAAAGCGUUUAUUCUGGUAUAUUUAUGUACAGUAUGUGUAUUCCAAGACAGUCUUAAAAAAAGAGGAAAAAAACAAGAGGAUGAUGUCUAAAUAUGCUUUUCCCCAGCUUUACACAAGUGUAAGUGGAAUGGCUAGAUAAUAUCUGAAUGAUCCGUACACAGUUAACGGGAUUGCUAGCUUGUAAUUUCUUGUAAUAUUAGACGAGUAUAGAAUGAGCAUGUGUUGUGUUCUACUGUGUUAUUUGUUAUUGGCCAUCAGCAAGAAGCAAAGCACAAGUUCAAGUAAGUGAUUUUAUAUGAAAGGUAGCAGGAAGUGCCGGGAGUGUGGCAGGAAGAGGAAAUUGCGGACAUUUUGUUUGGUGUAAAGAAGCAGUGGUGAUUCUGGGUCGGUGUAAUGACAGGCAAGAUUGUGAGGCAGGUUUUUUUUCGUUGUUUGUUUGUUUUUUGUUGGUGGCUUGCAAUUUGUGGCCUCACUAAGUGGCUGACGGAUGCAUUUUAAUCCUGCUAAUUUUUUAGAUUAACUAGUCAAGCCUAGUAAGAAUAAACUCUUCGGUAAAUGCAGCUAUUUAGAGUUUGAACAGCUCUGGUCUUAAACAGCUCUUAGUGAAUCCUAUCCGUUUCUGUGUUCGUAAAAGUAUGGUAGGAAAUUCUCUUGUAAGGUACAAUCGUAGAUCUAAAGCACUGCAUAAAUGUAAUUCAUCGUCUGGAGCUAACAGCGCGUAAUAAUAAAUAAUGAUGUAAUAUGAACAAAUUAUGUCAUCCAGAGACUAACCAUAACAUUGCAAUAAGAUUUAUAUUGAUAUCUGCUGGAUUAUUGCCAUUUGAAAUGUAUUAAAAGUGCAAAUAGACACAUUUCUCAAGAUGAGUCUGAGCCAGUUGUCUUGAGGGGUUUUUAACUGAUUUAAAUCGCUCAGUAUUUUUGAAUGUUUGACACCGUAAUGUAUCUUCACAGCUGGAAUGGCAACAUCAUGUAUCACAGCAUUUGCUGAUGUACAAUAGUAGACAAUGUGAUAUUGUAAUAGUAGGCUGUCUAUCCCUUUAGUUGCCUGAAAUUUGGUGAUUACACACAGGAAGGCUUCCUUUCUGUAUGUCAGGUACAAGCUGAAUGUUGCCAUCAUUGCACAAUUGUUAUUUUGAUGUUUUCAGACGCUAGUGUCAAAACGAGCAGCCAUCUGCUUGGCUAAUUGUGGUAAGAUAAGAAGGCAGUUAGGUGAAUUAUGUCAACCUACUCACCAAAAUAAUGUAACGGUUCAACUGAGGACAUCAUGCAGAUUGAAAAUACAUUUGAACACCAGUUUUUUCUGCAGACCCUGUUCUCUGUCAGCUUUUGUUUUUGGUUAAAAGUGCAUUGCUGAAAGGAGUCCUCUUUUAGCUGUCGGGCAAAUAAAUUCUGGCUGCAAAUCCAUCUGCUACACAAGCAGCACAACGGAUAAGGCUGCACUUCUUAUUCUCCUUAGCUUCCUAUGAUUGAAAUGCUGCCUUCUUAUCUCGUACAAAUAUGCAGUUCAGCAUUGAUGCAAGUGAUUGUGGUGAAAUUAGAUAGCAACAUUGCAGAGUGUUUGAGCCAUACAAGCUGCUGUUAAUUCUUUGGCUAAUUCUGAAAUCAAGAUUAUAUUGUAUAUAAUGCACUCUUACCAAUAUGCCUGGUACAGUGGGAAAUUUCCAUUUGUUAUUUUGCAAUGGAUUCAAUGUGUAUUUUUGCAGAAGGCCAUGAUUUAUGCAGGAAGAUAAAUAAAUUAGUUUAGUUUAUGUGUGAUAUAUUUAUAUACAUUCCUUUAUUGUCAGGUUUUGUGACGUUCCAGAAUCAUAUAGCCUAAUUUAGUGAUAUUCCAGAAUCAUAUAAUUUAGUGAUGUUCCAGAAUCAUCGAUAUUAGGGUUCUGGUUCUAGAAUUCUUCAGGGACACAUGCACCUGAAACCUGAAUACAAACAUUUAUCAAUACAAUGUCUUCUUUAUAUGUUCCAGGUUUUGCUUUUUAAGGCUGUUUUUAAUUUUUAUCUUCUUACUCUUCAGAGGGUUCAGGUAAAAUGGCAGCUGGCAUGGCGGUACCACUGUGGUUUUAAAUGCUCAUUUCCUUUGCAUGUUUGUAAAAUAACUUUUUGUCUGUGCUGAAAGUCUUCACAGAAAUGGCCAUGCAUUUCUUGUACUUGACGGAUUCUGAAUCUGAAAGCAUACCAAAGUCAUAUCUUGAUCUGAUGUGUAUCAAAUUGGAGCUUGACAGCCAUUGAGUUUCCAAGUUUGCACAGUAAAAUGUGUGGAUAUAAUCAGCUUGAGCUGUGUUAAGGAGGAUUUAUGGUCACUUUAUCAAAAAAAAAAAAAACACAUUCCUUGGGUUCAUUUUGUUUCAAAGACGUUGUGAGUGACAUUUCAAUUGAAUAUGACCACUACACUGCACCAGGCUGUUGGUCCUCAUAUCAUAUUCAUGCUACAGCAUGCAUAUUCUAGAGAUUACUAUUCUAGAGAGUCUAUUUUUAAAAAAAGAUACUGGUGAAAUAUUGAUCCUUCAAUGUCUUUUGUAUAAAUGCAGUGGUGUCAUUCAUAACCAAUGAACUGCUAGUGCUUACCUAUUACAUACCUUUUGGCAAAUGAGACCACUAUGUUACAGAUUAUCUUCAGUAGUCCAUUGUGUGUAAAGUACCGUUUAUUGUAAGAGACAUAUAAAGAAUCUAUUAAAUUUUCUAUCAAAAUUUC